AGCUUCGCACAGGUGUCGGUCUUGGUGCCGACACAUUAGGAAGUGUGUUGUAAAGAGAGUAGCUGUCAAGAUGUCUGACAAUGAAGAACAAGAACAGACUAUCGCUGAGGACUUGGUUGUCACCAAGUACAAAAUGGGAGGUGACAUCGCCAACCAGGCCCUGCGCAUGGUGAUUGAGGCGGCCAAGUCAGGGGUGUCUGUGCUCAGUCUCUGUGAAAAGGGAGAUGCUCACAUCAUGGCAGAAACUGGCAAGGUCUUCAGGAAGGAAAAAGACUUGAAGAAAGGAAUUGCCUUCCCCACCAGCGUCUCAGUCAAUAACUGUGUUUGCCACUUCUCUCCCCUGAAGAGUGACCCUGACUACACACUUAAAGAUGGAGAUCUGGUCAAAAUUGAUCUUGGAGUCCAUGUUGAUGGCUUCAUCUCAAAUGUGGCUCAUAGCUUUGUUGUGGGAGCUACCAAGGAGGCGCCAGUGACGGGGAAGAAAGCUGAUGUGAUAAAGGCAGCUCAUCUGUGUGCGGAGGCAGCCCUACGUCUUGUCAAGCCUGGCAACCAGAACUCAAAGGUGACAGAGGCUUGGAACAAGAUCGCUCAGUCAUUCAAAUGCACAGCCAUCGAGGGUAUGUUAUCUCAUCAGCUGAAGCAACACGUCAUCGAUGGAGAGAAAACCAUCAUUCAGAACCCCACAGACCAGCAAAGGAAGGACCAUGAGAAGGCAGAGUUUGAGGUGCACGAGGUCUACGCUGUUGAUGUGCUGAUCAGCACUGGUGAAGGGAAGGCCAGGGAUGGAGGCCAGAGGACCACCAUUUACAAGAGGGACCCCAGUAAGCAAUACGGGCUGAAGAUGAAGACCUCCCGCAUGUUCUUCAGCGAGGUGGAGCGACGCUUUGACGCCAUGCCCUUCACUCUCAGGGCGUUUGAGGAUGAGGCCAAAGCCCGCCUGGGCGUGGUGGAGUGUGCCAAACACGAGUUACUACAGCCUUUCAGUGUGCUCAAUGAGAAGGAGGGAGAGUUUGUGGCCCAGUUUAAGUUCACAGUGCUGCUGAUGGCCAACGGCCCCCAUAAAAUCACCAGCGGACCCUUUGAGCCAGAGCUCUACAAGUCAGAGCACGAGGUGCAGGAUGCAGACCUGAGGACACUACUACAGAGUUCAGCCAGUCGCAAAACACAGAAGAAGAAGAAAAAGAAGGCCUCCAAGACUGUGGAAACCACUACUGGACAGUCAACCGAGGAGAGCAACAAGGCUGCAGAGUAGAUGCCUACCUGUCUUCAGCCACACUGACACAUACACACACACGCACACACACACCAUAUAACAAACUUAGAAAGUGAAUCUAAAUCUUCCCCAACUGUUAGCUCUUUUUGACCCUCAUGUCCUUUUCUAGUAUUUGGCCCAUUGAAUACAUCUGAUAGAUUUGGAGUUGAGCCUGUUUGGAAUGCUCUCAAAUCUGUUUUUGUUUUGUUUUUUUGUAGCCAUUCAGUUGAAUCUGGAGUCUGAAGAAGAGUCACAUCCUUGUAACACAUAUAUAUGGAGUUUAUUUUCCAUUGAUACUUAACUGGAGUAUGAGAUUGGGGAAACACAUUUUUGGAAUAUGAUGGAUAAAAAACCUUUUCUAGCAUUGUGUUUUUACACCUUAUCGUUAGGUGAUGUACCUGACUUCAGAAAUGUUGCAAUCUAUAGGUGAAGUGUUAUAAACUUUUUAAAUUAAAAAUGUCAAAACAAAUUAGAAGUUUUGUUUUGAUUAACUCAA
Molecule: messenger RNA, 1748 nt
Organism: Salvelinus fontinalis (brook trout)
Lineage: Eukaryota; Metazoa; Chordata; Actinopteri; Salmoniformes; Salmonidae
Product: proliferation-associated protein 2G4-like
Exons: 12
Coding region: 71-1252 (393 amino acids)
Source: RefSeq, a predicted model, not a curated record